Papaver somniferum (opium poppy) is the source of this 1352-nucleotide messenger RNA. Its product is annotated as probable aldo-keto reductase 1. The coding region runs from base 80 to 1105 and encodes 341 amino acids. Gene Ontology annotation, cellular component: cytoplasm. Lineage: Eukaryota; Viridiplantae; Streptophyta; Magnoliopsida; Ranunculales; Papaveraceae. The record is from RefSeq and is a predicted model, not a curated record. The transcript has 7 exons.
AUUGACGGUCGGCAACGAAGAAAUAGUUGCAAAAGAAUCACAUUUUCCAAGGCAAACCUGUUUUUGAAGAGAGAAGAAAAUGGAAGAAGAGAAGCCUCAAAUCCAGAUUGCAAGAGUGAAACUGGGAACUCAAGGCUUGGAGGUUUCCAGAUUGGGUUUUGGUUUGAUUAAUGGGAUCAAUAGCAAUACUCAAUCUGAUGAAGCCGGUUGUUCAUUAGUUAAGUAUGCUUUUGAUAAAGGAAUUACUCUGUUUGAUACGUCAGAUCUCCAUGGAGCCAAUGAGAUCAUGCUUGGGAAGGCCCUAAAGCAAGUUCCAAGGGAAAAAGUUCAGUUGGCAACAAAGGGUGGCAUAACUGUGUUAGGAAAAAAUGGAUAUGGGGUAAACGGGAAACCGGAGUAUGUGCGUCAGUGCUGUGAAGCUAGUUUGAAUCGCCUAAAUGUGGAUUACAUUGAUUUGUACUAUCUACACAGAGUUGACGUAUCAGUGCCUAUAGAGGACACUAUAGGGGAAAUGAAAAAGUUAGUGGAAGAAAGGAAGAUAAAAUAUGUGGGGUUAUCUGAAGCUAGUCCAGACUCGAUUAGAAGAGCUCAUGCAGUUCAUCCUAUUACUGCUGUGCAGAUGGAAUAUUCCUUAUGGAGUCGUGACAUUGAAGAACAAAUUAUCCCACUUUGCAGAGAACUCGGCAUUGGGAUAGUAGCGUAUAGUCCUCUUGCUCGUGGAUUCUUCUGUGGUAAAGGAGUUACAGAUGACUUGCCUAAAGAUAGUCCUCUGAUUGGGCAUCCAAGAUUUGCCGAAGAGAAUUUGGACAAAAACAGAAUCUUUUAUGCUCGUGUUGCCAACUUAGCUGCGAAACAUGGAUGUACCCCUCCUCAACUAGCCCUAGCAUGGGUUCUCCAACAACAGGAUCACGAUAUUAUCCCGAUCCCAGGGACAACAAAGAUUAAAAACCUAGAUGAUAACAUCGGUUCGUUGGAAGUUAAGCUCACAGUCGAAGAUCUAAACGAGAUUUCUGCUGCAGUUCCGACUGAUGAGGUGAGUGGGCACAGAAGUUAUAGCUCUUUUAGUGCUUACAAUUGGCAGUCUGUAUCCUAUCCAACAACAUGAGCUAUCUUCUUUUAGUUUGAGCUAUCUUCAAUAAUUCCACUGCCAGUUCGAAUUUAAAUAAUCAAAUUAGCUACAAAACGUUCAUUUCCAAGUACAUUAAAUAUUUUGUGGGAUGUAAGUUUACCACUAUAAGGCAUUUGUACUUGAAUUUUACGAACAACACCAUGGUGUCCGGGCAACGGUAUUUUUACAGACUGCAAAUGUUUUUCUGUUGUACAUAUUAUCAUGGGCAGUAUGCUUCAAAAAA